Saccostrea cuccullata (small rock oyster) is the source of this 1119-nucleotide messenger RNA. RefSeq names its product cytosolic Fe-S cluster assembly factor NUBP1 homolog. Bases 44 to 1018 code for a protein of 324 amino acids. Gene Ontology annotation, molecular function: ATP hydrolysis activity; 4 iron, 4 sulfur cluster binding; ATP-dependent FeS chaperone activity. Gene Ontology annotation, biological process: iron-sulfur cluster assembly. The record is from RefSeq and is a predicted model, not a curated record. The transcript has 11 exons. Gene Ontology annotation, cellular component: cytosol. NCBI's taxonomy places the organism in Eukaryota, Metazoa, Mollusca, Bivalvia, Ostreida, Ostreidae.
UCUAAUAGAGGGCGUUGCAAAGAACGACAACUCUAAUUUCAAAAUGGCGGACAUACCAGCAAACGCACCUGAACAUUGCCCAGGAACUGACAGUGAUCAAGCUGGAAAAUCUUCCACCUGCCAGGGCUGUCCCAACCAAAAUGUGUGUGCAACAAAACCCAAGGGACCAGACCCAGACUUGGGGGACAUUACAGAAAAGAUGUCAAAAAUAAAACACAAGCUUGUCAUAUUGUCAGGAAAAGGGGGUGUGGGGAAAAGUACAUUUACAGCUCAUCUGGCACAUGGACUUUCUGCAGAUAAACAGAUUGGUGUAUUAGAUGUUGAUAUUUGUGGCCCAUCUUUGCCCAAAAUCUUUGGAGUAGAGGGAGAACAGGUUCAUCAGAGUGGUUCUGGCUGGUCCCCAGUGUAUGUUGAUGACAACUUGUCUCUAAUGUCAGUGGCAUUUUUGCUGUCUAAGGCAGAUGAAGCAGUUAUAUGGAGGGGUCCUAAAAAGAAUGGUUUGAUAAAGCAGUUUCUGCGGGAUGUAGACUGGGGGGAUAUAGAUUUUCUGCUGAUUGACACCCCUCCUGGGACCUCUGAUGAACACCUGUCUGUGGCCCAGUACCUCAAAGAGAGCGAUGUGGAUGGAGCCAUAGUUAUCACAACACCUCAGGAAGUUGCUCUUUUAGAUGUACGGAAAGAAAUCACUUUCUGUCGGAAGGUAGAUCUGCCCAUCAUAGGAGUGGUGGAGAAUAUGAGCAGCUUUGUCUGUCCUAAAUGUAAAGUUUCAACACAGAUAUUCCCAGCAACCACCGGGGGAGGGCAGAAGAUGGCUGAGGACAUGAACGUCCCAUUUCUAGGUUCUCUCCCUUUAGAUCCUAGAAUAGGUAAAUGCUGUGAUGAAGGGAAGUCCUUUCUUACUGAAGUUCCUGACUCACCGGCAACUCGAGCUUACAAAGAAAUCAUGUCAAAAAUUGUUGAACACUGUGAGAAGCGAAAUGAAAACAAAGAAAGAGAAACAGGAGAAAUGAACAAGUAACUUAUAUGAUGAACUGUCCUUUUGGUGCCAUGCAUUUUUGAGUGCUCAUUAUACACUUUUUAAAAAAAAAUAAAACACUGAAAAAAUUAUCGUUUUUCUUA